Molecule: messenger RNA, 831 nt
Organism: Diatraea saccharalis (sugarcane borer)
Lineage: Eukaryota; Metazoa; Arthropoda; Insecta; Lepidoptera; Crambidae
Source: the annotation of a GenBank genome assembly
AUGAAUUCAGAGGGAGAAAUUGUUGUUGAAAUAAGAAAGCAUAUAGGCCACCUUAUACAAGUUAGAGAAGUGGGAGCAGUUCCGAAAGAAAUUGUACCAUCUUAUUUCAUAACAGAAAGUCUUCAUGUUAAAGAGCAACACAAGAGUUAUCCAGAAGACAGAGGUAGAGCCACGGAUAAAUCUUCUGUACUUUUGAAGAGAAAAGUAGCCAUUGGUUGUAUUCAUUCUGGUCUUAACGAACAUUCAGGUGCUUCUAGUUAUUCCUCCAAGUGUGAUCCUGUACAGUGCAAUCUACAACCAUUUACUAAAAUGAAUCCUGGAAAAGCAAAUGCAGACGACUUAUUUCCCUCUGAAGGAGAAAUCACUGAUGACACUUCGAAGAAAGCGAUCAAGCGAAAGUCAUCAGCUUCUGCUAGCACACCCAGAGCUGGUUCAUCGAAGAAGCCCAACUUCAAGCCGAUCCCCGAGAAGAAGAAUACCUGUACGGCUAAGGAGCUUUUCGGGACAGAUAGUGAAGAUGAUGAUAAUACAGAGCUACUGAGCGGUAAAAAUGCACCAAUAGUUUCUUAUAUAUCCAGACGCCUAGCGAAUGGUCAAUCACGGCAGGCUUAUGAUAGAAAACCAGGCAAUUAUUUUAUCGACUUAAAAGUGUACCGAUGUGAGGAUAUAGAACGAAUUCAACCUGUAAACAGGUGGCGUCAGGCUAUCAUUACAGUGAAGAAUCGCACCAACGAUGACUCGGAAGCCUGGCGUCAUCUAUCAAAUUUCUUAACCUCUACUCGUAAGGAGUACAGGCAGUGCCCAUCCAUCUUUAUUAGCAACUACUACUAG